Messenger RNA from Folsomia candida, 3686 nucleotides. RefSeq names its product glutamate receptor 1. The record is from RefSeq and is a predicted model, not a curated record. The coding region runs from base 291 to 3440 and encodes 1049 amino acids. The transcript has 26 exons. Gene Ontology annotation, molecular function: transmitter-gated monoatomic ion channel activity involved in regulation of postsynaptic membrane potential; glutamate-gated receptor activity. Lineage: Eukaryota; Metazoa; Arthropoda; Collembola; Entomobryomorpha; Isotomidae. Gene Ontology annotation, cellular component: postsynaptic membrane; plasma membrane. Gene Ontology annotation, biological process: monoatomic ion transport; modulation of chemical synaptic transmission; synaptic transmission, glutamatergic.
GAGAACGGAGAGCCCGUGAAAUCAGUCUGGAUCAUCGAGAGUGAAAGUGCUGCUGCUGGCACGUCCCUCGCUAACGGCAUCCUUCACGACCGACUUGAUUGAAGUCGAUAUGACGAAAAUGUAACGGAAUUACGAGUCUUUUUUUACCAUGUAGCUGAGGUUACGGGAUAUCGUCCUGCUGGUCGGGGAAAGUACUUUGAGAAUCAAUCUUAUUUUAUUUCUCAAUUUUUUUCUACUCUUCUCGUGACAUAACUUAUUUAUUGAUCUCAUUUCACUCCGUGGCUCUUACGAUGUGGGGAAGUGGGCAGCACGUCGUUGGAUUGAGACACAUAUCGGCAAAAGAGAGGUCAAAACCGCGACUAAAAAGUGAUCCAGCCGAGGAGAUAAAGUGUUGUGCAACUCCGGGUGGUCGUGAUGGUGGUGACGAUGACGAUGUUACGACUUUAAGAAGACGGAUUGGAGGACGAAUCGUGUCCGGGUGUAAUCUUGGUCCUUGUCAAAGCAAUAAAUUAUCAUGUCUAUUGUUGUACUUGUUGCUUCACUAUUUUGGAGCUAAUGCUGCCGAAGCGGAGAACAUACCGUUGGGGGUCGUGUUUGACCAAGGCUCUGCCGAAAUCCAGACCGCGUUUAAAGUCGCUCUUAUGACCUUUACCCCGUUAAACAUCACGUUUGAAGGGACGGGGUCAAAUCUCAGCGUGCGACGGAGCUAUGGAAUGAACGCUUACGUGGAUACCAUCAAUACCGCAGAUGCUUUCAAACUUUCUAAAUUAAUUUGCAACCAGUUUUUCAGAGGUGUCUAUGCCAUCGUGGGCAGCAUGAAUUCCGAGUCUUUCGAAACCCUGCACUCCUACGCAAAUACGUUCGAGAUGCCAAUUAUUACUCCUUGGUUCCCGACGAGUUUGGUGAAAGUAUCAAAAUACAAAAUCCGUCAAAGCCUUUACGAGAACCCGGCCAUGAGCAUGGACGUUUUCGGUGAAAAUGAAACUGCGUCUGUGACGAGGUCGCCCCUGAUAAAUGAGACCGUGCAGAGGGAGUUGGAUUCCUUGGGGGGUGACGAGACGGGGAGGAAGCGACUCAUGGACCGAAUUGUGGACGAGGUGCUGGCCAGAGAGAAGAAGAAGGUCGAUUUUGCGACGAGGAUAAGACCAGAUUUGCAUAAAGCGUUGCUCGACACGAUUGCACAUUAUGGGUGGACCAAUAUCAUCUACAUGUACAACACCAACGAGGGGCUGCUCAGGUUGCAGUCGAUCUUCCAAAAUCUGGGCCUACAUAACGACUCGGUUCGUGUAACUGCCCUCAAAAAGAUAUCAGACGCGAAAGACGCCAUUUCGAUUCUUCGAAACUUGGAAGUUGCUCAAAGAUUUGAACAGAAGCACAUUGUACUUGACUGUCCCGUAAGUCUGGCCAAGGACAUAAUCAUUAGCCACGUACGAGACGUGCACUUGGGGCGGAGAACUUAUCACUACCUGAUUGCCGGCCUGGCGUUUGACGAGCCGUGGGAAAAUUCCGUGGUGGAAUUUAGUGCAGUGAACAUUACCGGAUUCCGCAUGGUCGACACUGGGCGAAAGUAUGUGAAAGACUUUCUGAGCAAAUGGGCCGUCCUGGACUCGCGACAGUUCGACGGGGCUGGGAGGAGGACGAUAUCGGCGAAUGCGGCAUUUAUGUAUGACGGGAUGCUGGUAAUCAAGGAGGCUUUCUCCACCGUGUUACUCGAUCAUCCCUCCCUUCUGAGAAAGAAUGCGAGCAGGAAGCUCUCCUGUAACAGCAACGGAGGAGACUUUUUAACGUCGAGAGUUAAUCCCUUCGAGAAUGGGAAACUUAUCAACUCAUACUUGCGAAAGGUUAAAACGACGGGGCUCACGGGACAUAUUGAAUUCAAGGAGGGAAGCAGAAAGAAUUUCACGAUCGACGUGAUGGAGACUUCGGUCAGUAAUGGGGUCAAAAAGAUUGGACAAUGGUCCGACGUUUACGGGUUUUCGAUGGGAGCUCGGCCCAAACACAGGAAAAAUUAUCACGGGGGACCAGAUCCGAAUAAAGUUUAUAUUGUGACGAGCAUCCUGGAAGAGCCCUACUUGGCCUUCAAGAAGGCAGAAAAGGGCGAAAAUCUUACCGGCAACGAUCGGUACGAAGGCUUCUGCAAAGACAUGGCGGAUGAGAUCGCGAAGAGUAUGAAUAUUCAGUAUGAGAUUAGGUUAGUUCAGGAUGGGAAGUAUGGGUCUGAAAAUCCAGCCGCUCCUGGAGGGUGGGAUGGAAUGAUUGGAGAACUGAUUCGCCACGAGGCUCACGUCGGGAUUGCAUCACUCACAAUCACUGCCGAAAGAGAAAGAGUGGUGGAUUUCACCAAACCAUUUCUAAAUCUUGGGAUAUCGAUAAUGAUUUACAAGCCGAAAAAGCCAAACUCUGGGGUAUUCGGUUUUAUGAGUCCGUUAUCACUCAACACGUGGUACUGCGUGAUCCUGGCGUACUUUGGUGUCAGUGGGAUCCUCUUCGCGGUCACACGGUUUAACGAGAGGGACUGGAUCCCUGACAUUCCUGGCCGCGUGGUGCACCAGUUCUCCAUGCCGAACGCGUUGUGGUUCUCUUUAGCAGCGUUGUUCCAACAAGGGAGCGACAUCUCGCCGAGAUCUUUGGCAGGACGAGUUGUCGGGAGCGUUUGGUGGUUUUUUACCCUGAUUCUGAUUUCGUCUUAUACUGCUAAUUUUGCUGCUGUGAGAACGGUAAACAGGAUGAUUCUGCCCAUAAAAAAUGCAAAGGAUUUAAGUGAACAGACCAACAUUCGUUAUGGAACGCUGUUGGGUGGGAGUACGUACGAGUUUUUUAGGAGGUCCGAGGUUCCAAAUUAUAAGAGAAUGUUCGAAUUUAUGAGUGGCCCUCAGCAGGCAAACGUGAAAGCUUACAGUGAUGGGAUCAAAUUAGUGAGAGAAAUGAAAGGAAAAUAUGCGCUUUUGAUCGAAUCUCCAAAGAAUGAUUACACAAAUCAACGCAAACCUUGCGAUACGAUGAAAGUGGGACCAAAUCUGGACUCGAAAGGAUUUGGGAUUGGAACACCGUUAGGAUCUCCACUAAAGCAUCAAAUAAACUUGGAAGUCCUCCGCCUAAAAGAAAACGGUGUUCUUAGCAAGUUAGAAGCAAAAUGGUGGUUCGAGCGGAGUGAAUGUGACGUGUCUAACAAGCAAGAGACCGCAACGGGAGAUGAAGAGCUUUCCCUGGGAAGUUUGGCCGGAAUUUUCUACAUAUUAAUUUUUGGCCUCUGCGUAGCAAUGAUAACAGCCCUUCUAGAGUUUGUCUAUAAUUCGAAGCAGACAGCUCAGGAGUCAAAGGUUGCAUCCUCUUAUUGCCAGGAUUUUGAAUCUUACACUUACCGAAGCUAUGAAGAGGUUAUCGAGGCAUACGAUCCUUCCUGGGGGAAAUCCGAACCACUCUCAAUAACGGAAAGUUAACAUAAGCCAGAUUUUCCUCGAAAAUUUUACAUUUUCAUAUAGCCAACUUUCUUCACCUUCCUUCUCAUAUAUUAAUUGUCACUUGGAUUUUAAAAAUGUCACCUUAAUUCUAUUCUACCUGACUCCUUUCCAUCAUGCCAUACCUUUAACUAUAAUAUGUCACACCAUUUUAUGUCAAAUUGUGUAACUAUUUAACCCAUUUUAUGCCACAAUUUUGAAAUAAAGUCAUGAUUAUACUGCCACUUA